CGAGGGAGUAAAGGGGGGUGGUGGUUGGUUGGUAGAUUCGUUGGUUGGUAGUGUCUGUAGUCAUGUCGAGUGUAGCCAAGCAACGCGCAAUGACCACAGUCUCUAGCGAUACGGUAUCAAGCUCACACAGGUUGUCCUUCCCUCCUUCCUGACCCAACAUACUAUUUCUCCCCAUUUCAAAGUUUUUCUCUCUCUCUUUCUCUUUCUCUUAUUAUUGCCCAAAGAAAUGUACGACUGACUUUAUUCUCCCCUUUUAAUAUGGGGUGAACAUCAUUAUAUUACAUGAUACGGUGUCAAAACUUGCAAUAUCAAAUUAUGAUUUCAUUCAACAUGCUGAUUAUCAAACACGUGAAUUAUAUUCACAGUGACAAUGUUUCGUAUGUGUAAUAAUAUUGAAAUGCAAUUAAUAGUGUGUUAAUGUCGAUUUUUAUCAAAGGAAGAAAGUCAUAAAAGAUUCCAAAAAUUAUAUAAGUUAAGGCACUAAAAUACUUCAAGUAUUACUUGGUAGACUGUAGUAUAAGGAUUUUUACAUCCUGCAUUUAAUAUAGGCUGUGAUCAAGUGAAACUGUCUAAAAUAGAAAUUUAAAAUAUUUAAUCACUGAAUUAAAAAAUGAAGAAAUGUCAGUGGAGAAUGAUUGACAAAAAAUAGUGAAAUGAAAAUAUAAUAAUUUAAAAAUUAUCGAUAGAAUUGAAAGAAAUUAAAUUAUUAUAUAUGCACAGUAGAAUAAACAUUUUAAAAUGAAGAUAAAGAAUUAAAAAUUAAAAGUCAAUGAUUUAAGGAGUAUUUCAGUAGGAGUUCAAUGAAAACAAAAGAGUUUUCGAUUUUUAAGAUGUCAAUGAAGAGAAUUGCAGUUCUAACAGCUGUGCACUCUUCUCAAUAUUAUUCAAAUAAUUCAAGUGGUUCCGGUCUAAGCUAUAUUCUUCAGGGUUAUAACAUGUCAUCCAUUGGGAAUGGAAGAUCCAGUCGCUUUGAGCCCGAUCUUCAUGGAAACGUGAAUAUUCUUCUCGGAGGAGCCAUGCUCAGCGGUGUGAUUAUGAUCGUCGUACUGAUUUGUUACUGCUGUCAUAGAAAUGUACGAAAGCAUCGACCGCAGGAAUAUUCUCAAUACUGGCGCACUGAACCAGAUGUUCACAGUCUUGAAAUUUUUACGAUGGAUUCUCAUGCUAUGUGUUACGAGCGAGGGAUAGGUUUAAACGGAACGGAAGAAGGGACCUUAUCGUCAGUACCCCGUCCAGUAACACCGGGACCACCUCCAGCUUAUGAAAGCCUAAUCUUCAACCCCCAGAAUUUACCCUCGCCCAGUGAUAAGAAGGAAUCACCAAGGAGUCUUGGGAACAUACUUCCGGUUUGCCCGGAAUCAGAUACGGCUCAUAUAAAAUCUAAAGAAGUCACCAACAAUGAUGACGACGACGAGGGCUUACCAUCAUACGAAGCUGCUCUAAAACUUGAAGCCAGUGGUUACGUGUAAAAAAACAAUUUUAACUCAAAAAAAAAAAAUUAAACUCAAAACUUCCACAAUGGCUUAUUAUAAUUAUUGUUAAAAGUCAAAACAGACUUAAAAAUAUACUGAAUUUUCAAUGAGUGUAUUCCAAAACUUAUACGUAUUUCAAAAAAAAAUUUUCUUUGAAAAAUUAUGAAAAUGUGACUUUUAUAAUUCCUGAUGGAGAAUAAAAGUGUUCUUCUUUUUAAAAAAAAUGGAUUUGAAAAAUAAACGCGGAGAUUAUAAUGUCGAAAAAAAAAUGAGACGCACUUUUGAAAAUAAUUCCUGAGCUAAUCAGAAUUGUGUAGACAAAAAUAAAAAGAACAAGAGAAAAUGCGUACUCAGAAUUUACAUAUUUUAUACCAUAUAUAGACACUUUGUUGGUACUAAACGAAAUUUCGUUUUCUACGCCCUUAUAAUUGAAUAAUUAUACAUAUACAUAUUACACACCCUGUACAUAGAGAUUUUAUCAGAGGAAUAUGCAAAUUUAACAAUAUAUAUAUAUAUAUAUACGCUUUCAAUACACUCCAAUAAUGAUAUUGUGUUUUAAAUUAAUUAAGUAUUUAAUUUUUACAGUGAUUAAUUUUAAAUUUACAUAUUAAUCGUAUAUUAAGAAUCGGCAUUUCUUUUAAGUUGUAAAAAAUGGCUGUACUGAAAUCUGUUUUAAGAUUAUUGAA
Leptopilina boulardi is the source of this 2158-nucleotide messenger RNA. RefSeq lists its product as uncharacterized. The transcript has 4 exons. Bases 801 to 1469 code for a protein of 222 amino acids. NCBI's taxonomy places the organism in Eukaryota, Metazoa, Arthropoda, Insecta, Hymenoptera, Figitidae. The record is from RefSeq and is a predicted model, not a curated record.